Aegilops tauschii subsp. strangulata is the source of this 3241-nucleotide messenger RNA. The record is from RefSeq and is a predicted model, not a curated record. Lineage: Eukaryota; Viridiplantae; Streptophyta; Magnoliopsida; Poales; Poaceae.
AUGGCGACCAGCUUCAGUUGCUCGGCAAGUACAAAGCUGACAUGGAUCUUCGCGCUGCUUCUCAUCCUGGCCACCAUGAUUCAAGUCCGAGCCCAGCCUCCUACCGCUGGGUUCGUAAACAUCGACUGUGGAUGGACAAACAGCAGUGCCUACAUCGACAACGCCACCAGAAUAGUGUACCGUUUUGAUGGUGAAUCUGUCGAGGGCGGUUUGAGCCAUGAAAUUUCGGAGGAGCUCAUGGCUGGCGCAGCAAAUGAGCAACAAAAAACCCUGAGGAGCUUCCCUGACGGCUCAAGGAAUUGCUAUACACUGACAUCCAUCGUUGGUAAGAAGUAUCUAUUGAGGGCCUUGUUCACUUACGGCAAUUAUGAUGGGUUGAACAAGACUAUGGAUGGGUCACCUUUUCUGUUUGGGCUCCACAUCGGGGUCAAUUUCUGGGAGUCGGUGAACUUGACAAAUACGGAUCCAUCAGACACCGUGUGGAAGGAGGUGAUCACCGUUGCUCCGAGCAACGCCGUGUCCGUCUGCCUGAUAAACUUUGGUUCAGGGACUCCCUUCAUAUCUGCGUUGGAGCUGAGGCCACUAGAAGAUACCAUGUACCCUUUUGUCAAUACUUCUGUGUCAAUCAGCAACUUUCAACGGUUCAGAUUUGGCAACGUCACCGACCCUAUCACAAGAUAUCCAACGGACAAUUAUGACCGGUUCUGGGAGAGGUGGCCCGAUACAUCCUACCCCUGGAUCAACUUGAACACGAACAACAAAGUGGAGAGCCUUGACAACGUCUUCAACGUGCCGGCGGACAUCCUCCAGAAGGCGUCGACCAUAGACACGAACUACUCCCACAUGAGUGUCAUCGUGGCAACGGGUCGCAAUCAAGAUGGCAAGAGCCUACAGCUUCUCCCGAUCUUUCACUUUGCCGAUAUCAACGAGAGCAACCUGAGCAGGAGGUUCGACAUCUACAAUGCCGAAGGUUUGCUGUUCCCAGACUUCUCCCCGUUGCGAUUCCAGAUGGUCAGCAAGUACAAGAGCGGGGAGUUCCUGCACGCCGAUGCAUUCUUCAACUUGAGCAAGACACCCAGCUCAAGUCUUCCGCCGCUCAUCAACGCUUUGGAGGUGUACUCGCUCAUUCGGAUGGAUAAUCUCACCACUGACUCUGACGAUGCCAAUUACAUAAAAGAAGUCAAGACGCACUACAGUUUGGCACAAAGAAACUGGAAUGGAGAUCCAUGCUCCCCAAGAGAGUAUUCCUGGGAAGGUUUGACUUGUGACUACUCUAAGAGCAACCAGAAUCCAAGGAUUGUCACAGUAAAUCUGUCUACCAGCAGACUGAGGGGUGGAUUUGCCAUAUCAUUCAUGAACAUGACAUCACUUGAAAACUUGGAUUUAUCACACAACAAUUUGACGGGAGCUAUUCCAGACUAUCAAUUACAGUCACUUAAAUUUCUUGACUUGUCAAAUAACAAGCUAGAUGGAGCAAUCCCUGAUUCUAUUCUUCAAAGAUUUCAGGCCGGUUCGCUGGACUUAAGAUUAGAAGGCAAUCCUGUAUGCUCAAACGUCAAAGAUACGUACUGUUCAAAGAAGAAGAACACCACAUCUACCGUGCUUAUCGCAGUGAUAGUUCCUGUGGUACUGGUAUCCCUCCUAGUAGUGAUGGGCAUACUCUGGAAGUUAUACCGGGAAGGGAAGUCAGGAGAUGAUGAAGAUUCUGCUAUGUAUGAAGAGGAAACUCCACUACAUAUUGAUAUCAGACGGUUCACGUACGCAGAGCUGAAGCACAUAACAAACGACUUCCAAUCAAUCGUUGGAAAAGGAGGUUUUGGUACUGUUUAUCAUGGCACACUGGAAAAUGACGAUGAAGUAGCUGUUAAGGUGCUUAUGGAGACAUCAAUAGCAGAGUCAACAGACUUCCUCCCUGAGGUGCAAACCUUGUCCAAAGUUCAUCACAAGAAUCUCGUGACUUUGCAAGGAUAUUGCCAAAACAAGAAAUGCCUAGCACUCGUUUAUGAUUUCAUGCCCAGAGGAAAUCUUCAACAGCUUUUAAGAGGAGGUGACUAUAGUUUGAAUUGGGAACAACGACUCCAUAUUGCACUUGAUGCUGCACAAGGACUGGAGUAUCUACAUGAGUUAUGCACCCCAUCAAUAGUGCACAGAGAUGUGAAGACCCCCAACAUCCUUCUGGACAAGAAUCUGGUGGGGAUAAUAUCUGAUUUUGGGCUUUCGCGGGCUUUUAACGAUGCUCACACACACAUAUCUACUGCUGCUGCUGCUGGCACUCCUGGGUACAUCGACCCCGAGUACCAUGCAUCUUACCAAAUCACUGUCAAGACAGACGUUUACAGCUUUGGCAUCGUGCUCUUGGAGAUCAUCACCGGACAACCCCCACUAUUAAUGGACCCUCAGACCGUCCACCUACCAAACUGGGUGCGCCGAAAGAUAGCUAUGGGAAGCAUUCAUGAUGUUGUAGAUAAGAGGCUGAUGGAUCAGUACGAUGCCAGUUCCCUGCAGAGCGUGGUGGACCUUGCCAUGAACUGUGUGGAAAACGCAGCCGUCGACAGGCCAACCAUGACUGUGGUUGCCACGAGGCUCAAAGGGUUGUUGCCAGCGGUUUCAAGUGAAAAGCAGUCUGUUUCUGCGACCCCUCGACGUACCUACUCCAUGGAUAGUGAAAUUCCAAGGCAGUUCCAGAUGAUGAUUUCAGGAGCCAGCAACGAGGGGAGCUCCUUCCAGUCUGGCUAUACCAAUGGGAUGUCACAAAUGAGCCUCUUAUCUGGACGGUGAAAGGGAAACGCCUACUGUGUUAUUGUUGCAUCGGCUUAGAUAAUGUUUUGUAAUUUGAUUAACUGCAUCGUCAUUGAUCGUUCGCAGAGUGGAAUUCAGUAAGUGUAUCAUUUUCAAUUUCCAAUAUUACUCGUUUACUACCGGUAAUAGUUUCCAGGCAUGUAGCAUCCCCUUCCAUUUGAGAACUCGGUGGUCGGUUAAUCGAUGCACGUACAUUGAAGUCCACACAAAUCCUAGGACAAGUGGUCUGCUUACACAUUACCGCUUAAGAAUUCCGACAUUCAUUCCCCAAUCUCUCUCGCUAGGCCGUGGAUUCAAAUCAAAAGCACUUGUUUGCUCUACCAAAUCAUCCAAGCAUCUUCGGAGUUUGUCAACUAUGAACUAACACAACAUUAUAUGACAUGGUACGCGAGUUGGCGCCUGAGGACCUGAGCUAUCAAAAGGGAAGAAAUGCAAUCACAUG